AUGAUCAUAUUAUUUGUAAUACCAAAAAAAGAGAAGAAAAGAAAAGAAAAAAUACACGUUUAUUUCGUUUUCCUUUCCUUUCCUUUCCUCUUUUUUUUUUUUAAAAAAAUAAAAAUUCCCUUUAUUUAUUUAUUUGCUUGCUUGUUUAUUUUCUUUUUUUUACUAUUACCUUUUCAAAUAAAAACAAACAAACAAACAAACAAACAAACAAAAAGGGAAUUUCAGAGACACGAAUACGCGAUUGCACAGCGUUGCGCCCCUCCCAGGGGAUCACUUCUUUUCUUUUUUUUCUUUUUGAAAAAUCAAAUCAAAUCAAAUCAAAUUAAUUUAAUUUAA
Trypanosoma brucei brucei TREU927 is the source of this 336-nucleotide messenger RNA. RefSeq lists its product as hypothetical. The transcript has a single exon. Bases 1 to 336 code for a protein of 111 amino acids. The record is from RefSeq and is a predicted model, not a curated record. Lineage: Eukaryota; Euglenozoa; Kinetoplastea; Trypanosomatida; Trypanosomatidae.